GUACUCAUCCUUGUACGGUACAACCAAGUCGGCCACAAGGCAUAGCCCUAUCGCGUUGACCUACUGUAUCCCAACUCGACCUAGAAAGUAUACACAGAGGUGUGGCAGUCAUUCGCAGUGGUACCAGGCAGGCAAAAUGGAGGUAAUACUUAAACGUGUACCUUUUUCUGUCAUUCUCGCAAUUGUUGUCCUUGCCGUUAUUUGCCAGCCUGUUCAUGGGGCCCGUCGGCGCGAUCGUCGGGCUGAGUCUUCUUCGGAUAAUCACGCUAAAGUUCUUGUCUUAGGUGCCGGUGCGUCGGGUCUACAGGCUUCGCGGAUCCUCCAUGACGCAGGCAUGGAUGACUUUAUCAUUAUAGAAGGAGCAGAUCAGAUUGGGGGCCGUAUUCGAUCCACUACGUUUGCUAAUCGCAGUAUUGAAAUCGGAGCAGGAUGGACUUACGGGCAGGUAAGGCCUAUGGUCUAUGAGCUUGCCAAUGAUCUUAACCUCGAACGAAGAGCAAGUAACUACGAAAGCCUUAUAUUCCGUAAUGGUACCGGCGACAACGUCACAGAUCAGGCAUUUGGCGACUACGACAAACUCGAACCGGCCAUGGAAAAGUUAUUUUCUCUGAAGGCAAGGAUUCAGAGCAAGAAAAGCAACCCUGACAUGUCGCAGCGGUCAGCGUUACGUCUUGGAGGUUGGAGCCCGAAAAGUGACACAGAGAAACUCAUCGAGUGGUUCGAGAUUGACUUUGAGUACGCUGAACCCUCUGAGCUAUUGUCCACGGAUGAGGCGGAAGAUUUUGGUGAGACCUACUUCUUAAAUGAUCCGAGAGGAUUCAUUACAAUCUUUGACGUCGUUGCUGGUUUCUUAAAGGAGCCCGAGUUCAUCAACCACACCCGUUUAAAUCAGAGAGUAGUCUCCAUCGAUCAGAGCGAUCCUGCCUCGGUGGUUGUCACUUGCGAUGACGGCACAGUGUACACCGCCGAUCAAGUCCUGGUCACCUUCAGUCUCGGUGUCUUACAGAAUGACUUAGUUGAGUUCAUCCCACCUCUACCAGAAUGGAAGGAUGUUGUCAUCAAGAAGUCUCUCAUAGCUGCCUACACACACAUCUACCUGAGCUUUCCAACUAAGUUCUGGGACGACCAGGAGUGGAUCCUGCAUGCUAGCCCGAGAAAAGGCUACCACCCAGCUUUCCUCAACUUCCAGGCUGAGGGGUUUGAUCCAGACGGCACGCCUACAUUGCUGGCGACUUUAACCGGUGACGAGUCAAGACGAGUGGACGCCCAGCCAGUAUCUCAAACCAAGGCUGAAAUAGAACAAGUUCUUCGCAACAUGUACGGGGAUAGCAUUCCAGACAUCGAGGAUAUCUUAAUCUCAGGCUGGACGAGUAAUCCACUCACCAUGGGUUCAUACUCCGCUUGGCCCACCGAACUCUCAAGGCAAUGCACCGACGCGCUCGAAGGUCGAGUUGACCGCGUUUUCUUCGGAGGGGAAGCGACUUCACCAGUACAUUACGGCUACGUUGAAGGGGGGUUGGAAUCGGGCAAGCGGGAAGGGCUAAAGAUUCUCGACUGUAUGAGGAAUUUCGAAGAAUGUCCUCUGUAUGAAGGAGGUGGUUUAGGUUGUGAGGUUCCGGAAGCAAGUUCAGCAACUUUAGUUCACUGUAGCUCUUAUAAUUCCUUUGUACUUGUUACUGGGUUGGUAUAUUUGUUGAUCUAG
This is a messenger RNA of Asterias rubens (European starfish), 1702 nucleotides long. RefSeq names its product polyamine oxidase 7-like. Lineage: Eukaryota; Metazoa; Echinodermata; Asteroidea; Forcipulatida; Asteriidae. The coding region runs from base 137 to 1702 and encodes 521 amino acids. The transcript has 2 exons. Gene Ontology annotation, molecular function: oxidoreductase activity. The record is from RefSeq and is a predicted model, not a curated record.